AAGAAAAAGUCCCAGGAGUAAAAAUGGUGGAAUGAACAAGGUGUCUUUCAUCUUGGCAGACCUCAAUUUAUGAGUAUUAGUCAUCUGCUCUGACGACUCCAGCUAUCUCCUUUAUCUCCUUUUACAGCAGAUGUCAUUUUGUUUUUCAUGUCUAUUGGUUAAUGGAAAAAUGAACCCGCUUGGACCUACUCCUUCAGUUCAUAGGUCUGUUUCAUCUCGGCUGUUGAGACUUAGCGUCUUCCUACUGCUUAGUCUCCUUGACUCCAAAGGAAAAGCAAUGUGGACGGCUCAUCUGAAUAUUACAUUCCAGGUGGGAAACCGGAUCAUAUCAGAGCUAGGAGAGAGUGGAGUGUUUGGGAAUCAUUCUCCUCUGGAAAGGGUGUCUGGCGCCGUGGUACUUCCUGAAGGAUGGAAUCAGAAUGCUUGCAAUCCGCUGACCAACUUUAGCAGGCCCGAUCAGACAGACACUUGGCUGGCCCUCAUCGAAAGGGGAGGCUGCACUUUUACUCAUAAAAUCAAUGUGGCAGCAGAGAAGGGAGCAAACGGGGUGAUCAUCUAUAACUAUCCAGGUACAGGCAACAAGGUAUUUCCCAUGUCUCACCAGGGAACCGAGAAUAUAGUUGCAGUGAUGAUUGGCAACCUCAAGGGCAUGGAGCUCUUACACUUGAUCCAGCAAGGUGUCUAUGUGACGAUCAUCAUUGAAGUGGGGAGAAUGCACGUGCCAUGGCUCAGCCAAUAUGUUACGUCUCUGUUUACCUUCCUGGCAUCCACUGUCAUUUACCUUUUCCUGCAAUGUGCCUGGAUACCCCGAGUGCCCAAUUUGACCAGAAGGCAAAGACAGAUAAAGGCCAAUGUGAAGAAAGCUAUUGGCCAGCUGCAGCUUCGAGUGCUCAAGGAGGGGGAUAAGGAGUUAGACCCGAAUGAAGACAGCUGCGUUGUUUGUUUAGACGUGUACAAAGCUCAAGAUGUAAUACGUAUUUUAACUUGCAAACAUUUUUUCCACAAGACUUGCGUCGAUCCCUGGCUUUUAGCACAUGCGACAUGCCCCAUGUGCAAGUGUGACAUCCUGAAACCUUAGGAAGCCCAGAGAUCUUUCCACAUAUUAAAAUUAGACGAAUUUGCUCACUGUGCUGUAUAUCCAGAGAAAACAUGACCCUUAGUUCCUCUAUCCUGCCAGUGAAGAUGAAGUUGGUGUGCUUUGAAAAUAAAGCUACAUAUCAUG
Mus pahari (shrew mouse) is the source of this 1222-nucleotide messenger RNA. It is a transcript of the gene Rnf148, whose product is annotated as ring finger protein 148. The record is from RefSeq and is a predicted model, not a curated record. The transcript has a single exon. NCBI's taxonomy places the organism in Eukaryota, Metazoa, Chordata, Mammalia, Rodentia, Muridae. Bases 131 to 1078 code for a protein of 315 amino acids.